UGAAACACAAAUAUUACUCCAGUUUCUACUUUAAAAAGUUCUAUUCCGUAAGCAAUUCUAAAUAGCAUUCAGCUUUAUAAAUUCGUAUGAGAGAAAACACCGUAUCGCAUGCGAUUUUCUCAGCCAACACAAGCGCACAAUUUGCUGUCGUUCGUGCAAUCAGCUGAUAAGCGCGCUCACUCGGCAACAGUUUUCUCUGCGCCCACUGAGCUUAACACACAAAAACAAAUGUACCGUUUAUGGCGCGCUCGCCGCUGCACAGUGGCGUUGGAUGCGCAUUGAAGUAGGCGAAACGCAUUGCGGAAAAUUCCCUGCGUUUAAGCAGUAUACACGAAGUGUUUGUUGUGUGUUAUUUUUCGUGUAAAAUGCCAAAAACAACAACAAGGCAGCGCCAGUAAACGCAAUGAAUGCCAAACUGCGACAAAGCGUCGAGGGGAGAAUUCAAGUGCGGCGCGGAGCGAGACGACGGGUGCACGGCCACGUCGUUAGGCUUUGAGGACGACGACGGCGACUGCGACCACCAACACCACGACGAUGAUGAUGACGAUGGCGACGACGACAACAACGAAGACGAAACAUGCAAAGGCAAAAUAAUUUCCCAGCAGUUUUCGCGUAGCUUUUCUCUCGUACAAACGUGUUGCGGGUGAAAUGGAAAUCGAAAAUUCAGAAUAUUUUAUUUGAAUUCAAUUUGAAAAGUGAACAGUUAUACAUUAUGAUUAUUUUGUAAAAAAUGUUAAAAAUAUUAAAAACCAGUUAGUGAAAGUUCUAUCGGAAAAUUAUAAAAAAAAAAUAUUUGAAGUGUAAAUUGUUGUAAAUAUGUAAUUUGCAAACAAGUGCACAGAAUUUACUUGUUAAUAAUGUGAAAGCUAUGUGAAAAGUGUAGUGCGAGAAACACGUUGCAGUGAAUAAUGUUAUUUACCAUAGACGUAUAAAAUGAAAUGAUUGCAGAAAAUCUCAAAUAUUUAAGUAAAGUACGAAAGAAAAAAAAUUGUAAAACUGCAAGUGAAAUCACAAAAGCAAAAGUGGCGACUAGCGCCAACAUGUGGCAAGUGAAAACUGCGGCGAACUGAAAUGAAAUCACUGCGGCACAACAAGUGCAGCUGCGAAAGGAAAUAAAGCAAAGCAAAAACGAAAUGCAGGAAAGCGUGCAAUCUAAUCAAAAUUUGUAAUUUGUGCUAAGCAAACAAAAAAGCUGUUUUGACUGCGAGCGCAAGCAGCAACAACUACUCAACAACAACAGCAAAACAAAGCAAAAAGUAAAAAAAAAAAAGAAUUAAAUAAUAAAUAAAUCAACUAAAAUUGUGUGCAAAUUAACGCUGAAAAGUGCUUAAUCGUUAACGGGAAAACACAAUAAGAAUUGUUAAGUGCUUGCAAUUUGUUGACAGCCCAAUUGCAGUUGGCUGCUGGUGCAUUAAUUGGCCGCAACGCAAAGUGAAAAUCAUAGAUUGAUUAAAAAUAUUUUCUGAAGACAAAAUUGUUGUGGAAUUUGUGGUUCGUUUAGUGUACAUGUGUAUAUGCUGUUGAAACUAUGAAACAGAUGCAGUGUAAUCAUAAAUAGUGCUACAUAAUUGAUGUGCUAACAAUUAAAGUAGAUAAUUUAACACAUGCAACGUAUAAAAAAAUCAAAAUGAAAUUGCGAUCCGCUAAGCUGAAUUGAUUAAAGCAUAAAGGCUAAUAAUAAUUCAUUUAAUAUAUAAUUAAUAUCUUUUUAGCAAACAAAAAAUAUAUAAUAAAAUGCUACAAUUUCCGCCGCCAUUCACGAUUGUUUGCCAGCAACUUGCUACUUUCGACAAAGCGCGUACCAUCGCUCAUGUCAGCAGCGUCAAUCAGGUGGAGUUUGACCGCGUGUUGGACGUCAUCGAUAGGCAAGUCGAGCGCGAAUCGUAAUUGUAUUUAGUAUGAAUUUUUUAUGAAGCGUCGUGCCAUGUAAUGAGUAAUAGUUGGAGAAACACUACAUUACCACUUUGUACACAAUAACAAAAAGAGAGCAGUGACGACAACAUAUAAAUUGCGUAACUUGGUGGGCGGUACUUUGUGCGGGCUUUGUGUAGUUACUCAUGCGUCUGCAAAAUUUCGCAUUUUAGUGUUGCGAAUUAAAAAUUGUGCCGCGUAAUGUGGCAAGUAGGCGCGAACAGCAAUGCAAAGCAAAAAGUGUUGAGUAAGUGCCAAAAACUUUGCGAGCCAAAAAUCAAAAAGUAAUAAUAAAAUAUAAAUAAAUAAUAAAAAUUGAAAUUGAAAUAUAAAUAUAAAAUAUGCUUAGCGGGUUUUAGUGUAGCACAAAUGUCACUAAUGCGUUUGCUUGCAUAAAAGUGAAAGAGCCCAAAUUGCUAAAAUUUUCUGCAAUAAAACGACAUGAAUGCGUAAAUAAAAUUCCAUCGAAGUUCAUCUAGUAACUAGAAAUGGUGUAAUGAACAAAAUAUAUAUUAAUAAUAAAUAUUUUAAAUUAAUAAUAUGAAAUUCAAAUCAUUAAAGUUGCAAUAAAUGUCAAACAAUUCAAAAUUACCUGUUAAAGUAGCUAAUUUCAUAUAAAAAAUAAUAAUAAUUUUAAUUAAACUAAUAAAAAUUAGUAAAUACGGUAGCGAAAGUCAUUUCCACUUUGUUAAAGCCAAAAACAUGUGUUCCAAUUAAUUCUAAGUAGGCGUCAAGCAAACACAAUUCUCGAAACCAACACCCCACCAUCACUAUGGCUGGUCCACAGGUGCAACAUUCACAUUCGCAGCGCCCCAACAGCGCCUACUACAUGGGCCUUAAUGGCGGAGGCGGCGGCGGCAUUGCUAGCAACGGCCAUCACAUUGGCGGUGCGGCGCACACGCACACAACCACAGCAACGAGCAUAAGCACUAGCAGUAGCGUGAACACUGGGUUGCAUGCGCUGCGUCAAAUGUCCAACGACAUGGAGCUAAUAUAUCGCGGCAAUAGCGCCAAUUCCAGCCAUCAAACGCAGUCCACGCACGUCAUACAACAACAGCCAACGGUGGGGACAGCGGCCGACAACCAUAGCAGCAGUUUGGCUGAUAUGGGCGGCGGUGGCGUCGGUGGUGGUGGUGGUCAAAUUGUCAGCAUAGCCGGUCCCGGGCCGAGCGCUAGUGAUGCUUUAAUUGUUCCUUCAAAUGCGGCGAUAAAACGCAGCAAUUUGGCGUCGUCGAAAACGGCACAGCGUAGUGUUGAGAUUGUCGUCGACGCGUCGCAGUGUGGUGUCGCCGCUGAUGGCGAUGGCGAUGGUGACGGCGCGGACGGCAAGUCUGGCGAUGACGUUGAACAGGGCCGACGCAUGUCGCGGCAUCGGCGUCGGCCAUUGCAUCGUCGCUUUUUCAAUUACCUGCGCAAUUUGUUUCAAGGCAGCGCCGCUCAAAACGAUUCGGAAUUGGAGGAAUUUGAGACGCCCGCACGUUAUCGUCCCGAUUCCUUAAGUGCCCUCAGUCGUACCACGCGCUUCACGGAGGAUGAAAUCAAACGAAUUUAUCGCGGUUUUAAGGCUGAGUGUCCGACGGGUGUCGUCAAGGAGGACACAUUCAAACUAAUCUACUCGCAGUUUUUCCCGCAGGGAGCCAAUCCCACCCUGUAUGCACACUACGUUUUCAACACACUCGAUCAGGAUCACAGCGGCAUUGUUAGCUUUGAGGACUUUGUGCAAGGACUAUCGAUAUUGUCGCGCGGCUCUGUGGAGGAGAAACUACGCUGGACAUUCUCGUUGUACGACAUCAACGGCGACGGCUUCAUAACGAGGGAAGAAAUGACUGAUAUUGUGACUGCCAUUUACGAACUGAUGGGACGCCUACCGGACGAGUGUCCCGAGGAGGAGAAAAUCAAAUGCAAAGUCGAACAUAUAUUCCAGAAAAUGGACAAAAACCGCGAUGGUGUGGUGACGCUGGAUGAGUUUCUGGAGACAUGUCGAAAUGAUGAAGCCAUAUCACGGUCAAUGUCCGUCUUCGACUCAGCGUUCUGCCAUAUCCAUUGGAGAAACGAGACGAGAGUGCCGGUAAUUACCGGCAACACAAACCACACUCAACGGGUAGGGGCAAGGGGAUUACUGCCGCAGGAACUAAUCACAGUCGUACACGUAGUAGUCGCAACAGACGCAAACAAUCAUCAUCACAACAACGUCAACAGCAAGAGCAACAAAUGUCGCAACAACAAGCGCCACUGGAUGAGCAAUCACAACGCGACAAAUGUAAAAAGCCAAAUAAACUCAUCACAGCCAGAAUUGCAGUCACACGAGCAGCAACAAGUCGAUGUACUAAUCAGCCAAACUGCAACCGCAAAUUGUGCGAACCCUCAACUGCGUGAAGUCCAUGACAAGCGCACCGUUACGCACAGCAUCGAUGCAGCCAACGCACAUACUUCCAGCAGCGACGCCUCCACUGCCUCCUGCGACAGCGAUAGCGAAGAAGCGGUCAGCGAGAAGCUCUCCUCCAUGUGCCAUCACUGCCUGCGGCCCCAAAUUGAGCUGCAGUUGCGCCAUUUGCGUCCGCAGCAGCGCCGCCAAUGGCACAGAUUGCUGCAGCAGCAGUGCAGCAAGCGACGUACGAGUAAAUCGCGCAAGGAGGUAAGUUGGAGCGGUGCGCACCAUGACAAUAGCAGCGGUAGACGCGACGGGCACGGCGGCGGUGGUGGUGGCGGUAGUGCGGGUGCAGUACAUGCCGGGUUGCCACGUUAUGGCGCCGGUGACUACAUGCUCCCCUCGAACACCUAUACGAGUGGUGUGCAUUGGUCGCGACGUGAUGUCAGCGCGGCGGUAAGAUAUCGCUGUCCGCAGGUGGGACCCAAGUCAGCACCUUAUCACUUCCAUCAUCCACAACAACUACACAAUGCAUAUCAGUUGCAAUUAUUGCUGCAACAAUGUGAUUAUGUGCCGCCAUCGUACUACCAGCCGCAGCAGCAGCAACAACAACCAUAUUAUGAGCGGCAUGCGGCAUUACACAAUAGCAAAAUGGACUACAACAACACCACCACAACUACUUCUACUACAACUACGGCCACAACGGCAACAACUAUUAAUAUUGAAUGUGAGUCUCACAUGCAAUUGCACAAGCAACAAGAUAGAAAUGUAAGAAUGCAGUUAAAUCAAAAUUUAUACGCAACAACAGACAUACAAACUGCCACAUCGAGCGCAUGCAGUGAGAACUGCUGCGCAAGCAACGCCAGCUCGGUGGCGGCGUCGGCACUCACUGCAGCAGCGGGGAAUGCACUCACUUUGCCACCUCGAUCUACUACUCAUCCUCUGGAUCGCGCCACCAGAGGCACCGUCAGCGACAGCGAGUUGCAGUUGCAGCAGCACCUUCCCACAUCCGAGUCACCGUCUCUGGUGAAGGUGCGCGCCUGGUAUACGGUGGCCAAACAGGGUGUUUCUUGCUAAUAGUAGUUUCAUUCCUACAUAUAUCUGUCGUCUAUGGGGCAACUUGGUAUUUUUGCUAGCAGCGCUUACUUCCUUACUAAUUGGGAUUUGAGUGUGGUUGUUUGUUUUGAGUUUAUGAAUACAUGAAUAGCUUUACGAGGUUCCUAUAAAUUCAGUUGGUCUUUCAGCAAGUUCAUCCACCGUCACACACUUAGCACUCUCCAUAAACACUUUACAUCCCACACAUAGUUCGGUUCACCAACGUUUAAAAGGUAUAUCAGAGAAAAGUUUUUUAUGUUGAACAAGAUAAAGAAAAUGUAACAGAACAUAUAUUUCAGAUGGUUUUAGAAAAGAUUUUAUGAUAGUCCCCUAUACAAAUUAAUUGAUAGGUUGAAUACAAGAUAUUAGAUUAGUCUUUUUAUCUUGUCUUAUAGCUAUGAUAGAUUUUCGUGACUAAAGUGUUCCUCUCGUGUUCUCCUCGGAUCAAUUCUGUGACCUUGAAGCGGAGACACCUGAGUAUAUACUUCUUGACCGUCCGGUGAUAACGAGGAAAAGGAGUCAGAUAGAGAGCACAGUACACCUUAGGACGCAGUGGAUUCCUCAAUUAUAAAUCUAAUUUAAUCUAAUGUGUUUGAUUCAACACUCUCAAAAAACUAAAUCUUUUUCGUUGUAAAAUUCUUUUUAGAUGUUGGGCAAGUACAAAUUAAUUAUAGUAAUAAAAAAUUAAAUUGAAUUGAACUCCUCGGAAUGCCGAAUCUAUACAUUUUCAAGAUUCUUGGCACAAUUUCUAUGAAAUGUUUUACUUUUUGGCAUAACGAUUUCACUGUGUGAACACAGCUUAAUGUAGUUUGCGUAGUUCGUUAACAGGUUGUCAACCAAUUAUCUAUGAUAAAUGGAGCAUUGCAAAAAAAAAACCAUUGAUAAGGUUUCGAACUUGAUUGGAGAGCAUGAUAAUAUUAUAAGGUGAGCAGUAAAAUGAGUUUACCAAUAGCGUGGAUGUAAGAAAUGAUAUUUUAAGAAAUCCUAACCUAUUUUUAAAUGAUGCUGAGCUUCUGAGGCAGAAUAGUAAUCAGAAUUAAAUUCCAUUAAUAGAUGCUGUAAUACAGACUAGAAUUCAAAAAGUUUAGAGUUGCUAUAGUGUAACCUCCCAUUAGCAGUGUGAUUAACCUCAGGAUAUAAUUUUUUUCAAGUUUUAUCGCAAAAAUAAUUUGUCUAGCUUGUAUAUCUAAAAUAUCUAAAGUCGUCCCCUUCUUGGUUCGCAUUCCCGGUUCUUAACUAAAAAAAUUUUUUAUUAUGUUGUUCUCAACGAUGCAUUCAUCACAUCUUUGCUGCAUACUGAUUUCCUUUUUUUCCAACACUAUUAAACUAUUUAAAGCUUUCUAUAGAUUUAUCAGACUUAAUUCAAAUUCAUUUGUUGCAAGGCUUUAUUGUGUGCGUAUAAAUUUGUUUUUAACUGCAAACAUAGAUUUAGAACAGUAUGAUUUAUGACACAUUUGUGUACUAAAUAAUUAAGUAUUUGAGUAUUUGUGUACAUAUAUGUGUGUUAUUUAGUAUAUUAAAUAUUAAGUAAAAAUUAUUUAAUUUUAUAUCCAGAAAUCUGUGUGUUUGUAAGCGGUUAAAUGCAAAGGAAAACUCAUUUUUUAUGCUGAAAGAUUUUACAUGUCUUUUGAUAAUGUAAAUAAUUGAUUCAAAAUAUUACUUUUGUUCUUCAAUUUUUAUAAAUGUAUAAUUAGCUAUAUUUUCUAAAUUUUAAUCUUUAUUAUAAAUAAAUAAGUAUUACCCAAUGAAAAAGCAUAAUGAAUGAAGUAAUUUUUGUAAAACAAUUGUUUGAUUGGCCACUAUGAAUAAAAAUAAACUACCUAUAACUUUUCUACCUUUCAUUUUCGUAUUUUUCUUUUAUUUAUUUAAGUUUUUACUUUAUUUAAAGAAAAAUACUAGGUAAAAUAUGUUUGAAUCAUUUUCAUAUUUCAUUAGGACAGAUUUCUAACAUCACAGUGUGUGAAAACGACAUUGCCAACGCUUGCAGAAUGGUAUAUCGAAUGACUAGCAUUGAUGAAAUAGUUAAUCACAUAACGAUUUUAAAGCAAUAGAAAUAUCUGCAUUAUCCGUUGAGCUCAAUAAAUUUUAUUAACCAUGUUGUUUCUUUUUGAUUUUUUGCAAAUCAACUCUGCUCGAUUAAUGUUUUAAAACGAAGAUGAAUAUUAUUAAAGAUAUGUGUUAUGACCUUUUCGCGCAGGAGUUAAUUAAUCAAUUAACCAGCUUUUACUCGAAUAAAGUGCUGAUUUAGAUCGAUUUACCACACAAAAGAAAAAGCUUAAUUUACUACAUUAAUGUUUAAUCGAGUACAAAUCUAGUUGAAAUUGUAAUUCAACUCGGAGUGUUGUAGCUGUAAUGCUGUAAAUUUGUCUGGGUUUAUGGAAUAAUUAGCUGAUGAAACUUACAAAUUUCUUAUGAACAUCAGGAGGCUGUGCGAAAAGCAAAACCUGAGUUCUCGAUUAUAACCUUAAUGUAUUAAAUUAAUUUGGCUGUGCGGAAAGGCUGAUAGGCGUUUAAACGACACAUAGUACUUUAGAAGAUCGAAUUGCUGUUAAGAAGUUAGAAGUUACGCCUUCCCUUUAUAUAACAUACCAAUUUCAGUUUAUUCUUAAAUUCGUAAAGUGCACUGUCAAAUAUAAUAUCAAUUAUUUGUUAGUUGUAUAUAUCUUUAUUAUCUAAUAAUAUACGUAUAAUAGCUUUUCAAUAAUAUUUGUGGACAUUUUAGCGCUCAUAUUGUUUUCUGAUUUACAGUGAUCGCCCUCAUUAUUUAUAAAAUCAAUAACUCACUCACUCAUGUUGUACUCAAUACUACACAACUUAAUUAUCCCUUAGUCUGACGAGACAAUUAGUGCUGUUAAAGAGUACAGCAAGGCUUAAGCAUAUAUGUAUUAUCUUAUAGUUUUAUGCCACUGAAAGUGUUUUCAUUAUACAUAAAUUACUGAAACCAAUCAUUUUCGCACAGGAGUAAAUUGUUCAGUUAACCGCUCUUUGCUCGAUUAAAGCGCUAAUUUAGAUCGAUUUACCAUACAAAAGAAAUUUAAACAAUGCAAAAUAGUAAUAAUUACAUUUCUCUCUUUCUCUCUCAUUCUCUUUGAACAAUAUGUUAUGCUUUUUUGUUUUAUUUUAUUUCAAUAUUCAUAUUUUGUUUUUGCUGCUUGUAAAUUUGGCUGCUUUGAAUGCUGUUCAAACACAAUAAACUCAAUGGAAAUCGCUCCUUUUGCUGUGCCACCUAUACGUACAAAUUGCGUACACGUAAAUGUAUAAAACCCGUUUGCAUGCAGACACAACACAAAACAAUUGAUAAUAAAUCCUAACAAUAUGAGAAAAAUAUUACACAUACAUGUGAGAGGGGAGCUGUAAUAGAGCAGGAAAACUUAUUUUAAAGUUUCGCUGUUUACUUUCAUGGUGUAUUAGUUUAAGUGGAGGUAUAUGUGAGAGUAUCUCAAGUGAAAAUAAUACACACAAGGACACUUUCCACACACACAGUCACCUACCCACAAGGAUACACGUACACACGCACACACCUGGGAAGCACCACCUGAAGGCAAGCUGCAUGCACACAGCAACUUUGUUGACAUAAAGCAGAGAAACUAGCAUAUUUUUAGGCGCACACACUAUCUGCUAAAAAUGGCUACGAGUUACAAAAAACACAUGUGUCUGUAUGUGUCUAUUGCCACACUUUUUCCAAACACGUAGUUGAACUUUUCACAUUUUCAACCAUUUCCUUUGUGACGUGCGGCAGCAACUGCAACAACGCCCAGAAAAAGAAAAAAACUCAAAACAAAAACCGCUAAAUUUGAACAAUACUAAAUGUUAAAUGAUGGAGAAACUCUUUGGAAGUGGACGAGUGUUGAAAAUGCUUUACUUUAAAGAAAUGAAUGCGCUGAUGAAACGAAAGCUUUACAAUAAAAUAUAGCAACAAAACUAAGUUCUAAAGUAUGUGAAACUAAACUAAGCAACUAAAACAUUAAGAUUACAACUAAUAUAACUCAAACUAAAAUGGGAGAAAAAAAAAUUAUUUAAUUCGGUGUUAAAAAUAAGAAUUUCCAAAAACUCUAACAAAAUAAGUGCAAUGUGAACGCAUUUGAUUAUCUACUAGAAAUCAAGCGAAACCCAAAUUGUUGUAAGGACUCUGAAUUGUUAAUUGUGUGUGUAUAAAAGUAUAAAAUUGCGCAAGUAAGAGUGCUUUCUGGUGGAAAUAAUUGUCGAUCGCGUUGAGUAGUGUUAAGUAAAUGUAAAUUUGAGAAGGUAUGGAAUGGGUUUAUAAUUACAAUGUUGGCACUGAAUUGGUCUCUUUAUGAAAGAGUUAAAAUUGUUUACCCUCUUAACUAUUUGUAGGACAAAAAUUGUUGUUGUUAAAUAAAUGUGUACGUACGUAAAUUUUGUGUCGGUAGCGAGCAAGAGACUAUACUCUUCAAAACUAAAUAACUUAUUUAAUACAAUUUAAUACAAUUUUCUUUUUUCUCCCUCAUUAAUUUUUAAAUAAUCAUAUUUGUGAGGAAAUCAAGUUUGGUGAAUUAUCUUACGGAGAAAUCUGUGACCGAUUUUGUAACGGAUAAUUUUUAGCGUGCUUUUAUCGUUCUUUCAUGGUUCCUUGAGGACUUCAAGUAAGAGUCAUGAACCCUAUCGAAAGACACCGCCGAUCUAUGCACCGAGAUGAAGUUGUUCAACCCAUGGAGCUAGGUAUCAUACUUGCUUAAAUUACGAUAUGCUCAUCUCAUCAUCUUAAUGCAUCUGUUCCUGGAUGGUUAAUGUUCUUUCUGUAGCCAAGCCCUUUCUGAGCCUGCAAUCCAAACGAUGUCAAAUUCCGAUUCUUAUACUGUCUUUAAAAACUCAUGUGAACAAAUAUCCAACACAGCAUUUGAAAGUCGAAAUUUUUUUCUUAAUAAUUCAACUAACCAGCUCUAGGAGCGAAUUUCUGCUGAUUUCGACUGCUUUGCUAAAAGAUCUUAAAAAUCAUUUACAAACAUGUCAACGUGUCAAGAAUAUUAUUCGUUUCUUUAGGUAUACUGAAGUCAAUUGUCAUAAAUAAAACCAUGACUAGACUAAACCAGAAUUCAUAAGUAUUCAUAAAUCAUUUCGAUACUUAUAUUUAAGUAUCUCAAAAGUAGUCUGAAAUACUUACAUUUCCUAUAAGUGAUUUGUAAAUCGUACUUUCACAGAUGAUUUGGUAAUUUUUGUCUGAAAAAACCUCUUUCCAUAUUCGAAUCCAAAGUGCACUACUGCACAUUUUUUUUUUGACGAAAGAGCCUGAACUGUGGGCAUAUUGUAUGUUAAUAUUACCAUUUAAAACCAUGAUUUCUUAACUAUUAAUAUUAUAUUGCUUUAUUGUUAUAGGGUCCCUUGCUCAAAUAUGUGUUGCGUAAUUUUAAAGCAGGAAAUCAAAAAAAAAGUAAACAAAUCUUCAAUAUUUAUUGAUAGCAACAUUUUUAACUUCAAGCUUUACUAAACUCUUUAUACUUUCCCAAUAUCUAAACUAAGCGACAAAUACCACUUGUUAUGAAAUUACAAAAAAAUUAAAAAGGAAAUUAGCAAACAGUGAAUUGAUGUAUGUGUCUUUUAAUUAGUAAAACAAAUCAAAUUUACCUAAAUAAUACUAAAUAACCUAGUUAAAUUUGUAUUAAAAAUGGCAUAUUAAUGGAAAUCAAACUGAUAUUAGAUAAUAUAUCAAAACAACUUCGUUUAUAUUUAUUAGAAAUAAAUUGUCAAGCAGAAAAUACGAGUAUGUGAAAAUAAAUAUGUUAUGUAAAUAAGUAAACAAUAACUGUAACUGAAAUUUGUGCAAGUUUCAUAUAUGUAUGUGUAUUCGUAAUUAGCUAUUUUUUAACUACUAUUCACAAUAGGUUCGUGAGAGCGAAGCAAGUAAUACAUACAUAUACUAAUAGAUAAAAAAUCGGUUUGAGAGUUGUAGCUAUAUAUUUAUAUCUCACUGAUAUGCUUUACUGAGUCUGUAUUGCUAAUAGUUUUCUGCGAAAAUCUGAAUAGUUAUUUCUUUUUAUGUGAGUCAGUAGCCUUGGUCCAACUCUAGAGUAUACUUUAGUUAGCAGCAAGCUUCAUUGAAAGAGUCGACACUAUUUUGAGUUACCAAGUCUGCAACAAAAGACUUAACAUGCUAAUCAAUUCUUUUUGAGUCUUAAACUUAAAAGUGAAUACUGCUUCAAUCACAAUUAUAUAGUUUUUAUAGAUCAGUUACUGGCUAACUAACAGCUGUUCGCGCUUUAAUUUUUGAGCCGAAAAAAUCUCUAUUUUGAGAUAAAACAUACAUUUAACUAAUUUAAAUUAAAAUAUACUUUAGCUUAUCUAAAGUUUACUUUAAAAUUAUAAUAAAUAUAUUGUAUUUUAGCAUUUCUUAAGAGCUGAAAAAAAUCGUCUCUAACUUGAGAUAAAGUAUACUUUGGCAUAUCUAAAGUUAACUAUAAAUUUAAAGUAUACUUUAAGAAGUUAAAUAAAUUUUAAAUGAGCACAUUUGAAGUCAAAUUUAAGCCAAAGUAUACUUUAGCAGAUUUAAAGUUGACUUUAAAUACUUUUUUGCGGAUCAUCCUGCUUUUCAGACAUUCUAAUUUUUAUUAAAUAUUACGUAUAUAUGGAAAAUUAUUAAGAAUUCACCCCUAAAAUCUGUACAUAUCAGCAUAAUAAUUUCAGUAUGAUUAAUUUGUUUGUUGAACUUAGUGAGUUUUCUCUUCAGUCGUAAGCCUAACCAAUCCUGCCAUAACUUAUGUAUGAAAUGAAUAUUUUAAUUUCAUUUUUUAAUAAGCCUGCAUGAUUGUUCAGUAAUAUCGUUCCAUGUUUACCGUAAUCUGUGGAUCAGCACACUAUUUGCAUAAAAAAUGGCUCCAAAAAAACUUAAUGCAACAACAAAAUAUUGAAUAAUAAUUUCCGCUUUAAUGUUGUUUUUGUACAUGUAAAAUAUUAGCAAAAACUUAUAAAUGUUUGUAUAUAAGUAGGAUUCUAAACAAUUUCAUUGUCUUUUAUCUAUAUAAGAGACUUCUAAAAGAUUUGCAUAUUGCAAAACAAAGAAUAAACACAAAUAAAUUUCUAAAUGUAAGUUUUUAUGUAUGUGAAUGUAAUAUAAAUACGUACGUAUAUGUUUAUAUGUGUGUACAUUGUAGUCUUCCGAAACAAAAAAAAAAAAAAACAAAACACAUUUCAAAUAGAACAACGUUCUCCAAACAAACGAAAACUAAACAAUCCAAAAGUGUAUGAAAACAAGAAGAAACAUAAAUUUAUGAAAAAUUAUUUGCAUAAACAGUACCAACAAUAAAAACAAUCAACAAUAUAAACGAAAUGAUGAACAAAAAUUUAAACAACAACAAUUUCGCAAAACUCUCGUACCUUAGAAUGAAACAAAUCCCAAAGCUUUUUAAAGUAGUAAGUACUAUAUGUAUUUGAAAUCGGUGUGUGUACUUAAAUACAAUUAUAUGCUAAAAUUACAAUUUCAAGUAGUAUGUUGUAUAUACUAUAUCUAUGUAGAGGAAUACAAUAACACUUAACUCAUAAUUACAGCCCCACGCGUGGUGUUUGGCAAAGGAGACGCAAAGUAUUUUUGAAUAAGCGUUAGUAUUUUUAACGGUAAAUUACUAGUGCGAACUAUUUUUCGAUACGUGUUUGAGGGGAUAUUCAAAAUGCAAGUGGGCAUCACUUAUUAAAUGUAAAAAAUCGGCAAAUCAGCAAAUAAUGGCGGGCAAUAACUUUUUAACAAUAACACUACAGUAUUGUUCAACAAAAAAUAGGUUUCCAUUUUUCUCUAGAACUGCUUGUUUAAGUUAAUAUUUAUCGCGUUUCUGCAAUGAAUAUAUUCAAAUACUUGACACACUAUAAAAUAAUAUAUUUAUAUAGUACAGUCUGCGUACUUAAAACACUUCUAUAUACACCCACCACAACAAAACGACGAACUAAACUACUUACUAAGCCAUAAAUUUAAAAUUAAAAUCAUAUUCCGCACUUGUGGUCUAAACAAAAACGUAAAUUUAACUGAAAAUAGAGUGAGUAUAAAUUCAGAAAUACUUAUAAUUGAGAUUUACGAACAAUAUUCUACUUAUCGAAAAAACAAUGGAUUGUAUGAAACCACUUCUAUAAUUUUAAUAUUACAAUAUUUUUUACUGAAUCAGUCAAGUUCAAACUUUUCGAAUAUCUAUGUAUACUUUUCUCAGAACCUUUGGAAAGUAGGGAAUCGAACAAACACUGUCAGCUGUUUCAAAACACUGUCUGCUAAUUAGAAUAUGAAUAACGGAUGACUCAAAGUUGAGCUCAGUGAACUGUGAAUUAUUUUCUGGGGAAUAUUUUGUAGAUGACACGUGCUGUUUUCGAUUUUCCAUAUCUCUGCGCUCUAGCUUUGGGCGCUGGUUUCUUGUCAAUAGUUAUACAAGUAAAGGCAACAACAAAAGUAUACUUGAAUUCGUACGAGCGAGUAUACCAGGAUUGCUUUCAACAUAUAGAUAGUUUUUUCGAUUGACUUCUCUCAAGUGCUUUACGAGGGUUGCUUUCAACAUAUAGAUAGUUUGACCGAUUGACUUCUCUCAAGUGCUUUACGAAUCGAAGACAGCUACAAUUAGCUUCAUUGUGAUUGUGUUUGAGUUUCUUACAGAAAUUAUCAAAUUUUAUUAUUGUUUGUUCAGUUCAAACGAGUGUCGUAAUAUUCUUCACAGAAUCAUAAACAGUUUUUUUUACCAAUUUUUAAACCGGCACUAUAAAUUCUGGUCCAGAAUGAUCUCUUACUGUUUUAAUCACGGUUGGGCCCUAUUUAGGUAUUUAUUACCAAAAGAAUGGACAUUUAAUUCUAACAUUUCAUUUCGACUGGAAAAUAGAUAAGACUGUAUUUUCUUAAAGCCAAACCUUUUCAGCACCAAUAUUGAGCACUCUUGGACCAGGAGAUAUUUAAUCCCACAAGUGAUCAAAUGACACUAUUUGCGGUAAUUGCGCUGCAGAAUAAUCUGUGCUCAUUGCUCUCUCUGAGAUGCAGUUUUGAAUACCACAAGUAUGAUGCACAUCUUGAUGAAAUAAGUCCAUUUGGCGACAUUAUCUUUGGGUAAGAAGACCAGUGGAAUAUCCUCACCUAUACUCCUCAUGUUCUGAGACAUUUCUUGUAUCCUUACCUUGUCGACAUUUAUUCGGUGACUGGGAUGAGGUCAUUAUUCACGGAUCUUGUCAGAUAUUUAUUACUAAAAUAAUUUAUAUUUAAAACAGUAAAAUUAAGUUCUUUUUGAGAUAAUCGAAGUGUUUCCAACAAUUUUGUAAAAAAUGUUGAAGUAAAAUUCCAAACCAAUGAUGAAACACUCUUGUACAAUAAUGAGCUAAAGAAAUGAAACAGCGAUUGUUUAGUUUUCAGUGGUUUGAAUGGUUUGCUACACAAAUCAAGAAAAGAUGGAAAACAUUGAAACGAAAUCGUUAAGUACAUAAAAGUAUUUAUUAAGCUGGUAAAGUGUGUUUUAUAUAUAAAAUGGAAACGUACUAUAAAAAUACGUUUAUGUGUGUAUUAAGUGUACCAGUAAGGAUUAGGCCUAAAAGCUGUUACACAAACGGAUGACGAUCACGAAGAACAAUGAAAACGAUACUCAGUAAAAUAAAAUGUAGUUAUCGUUAAGAACAAAUAUAUAUAUAUAUAUAUAUAUAUAUGUAUAUAAAGCAAAGUACAUUAACAAACUCUGGAAGUUACGUAUAUAUGUGCGAGUAGAACUGUAGCCCUGUUGGAAAAUCUCGUUUUAGAGGAUUUUUAACUGCGGUGAAAACCAGGAAUAUUGCAGAAAUUUAGACAAAAAUCGAAGCAGAAAAUAAGUAGCAACAACUUUAUGUAUUUGAAUAUUUUACGCGACCAAAUAAAUACAAAAACAAACAACAAUGUGAGAAACUUAACAUAUAAAUAAAUACAAAUAAUUGUAGUACCUUAGCAACCAAUGUAAAAACAUAAUAAAAACAAAACAAAAAUACCAAAUUCUUUUAAAUAAUGCAAACUAAUUGCAGUUUGCAAAAACAAAAACUGAUUGAGAUUGAACUAAAAUGCACGUAAGUGCAAUUUGUGUGCAACAUUGUAUAGCAGCGUAUAUAUGUAUAUGUAUAUAAAUUUAAGAUGAAAAUUCGCAAGAAAAUCAAUACGCACUGAACAUUCUUGGAGUACAACUCAAGGACCAUGUGCUGGUAAACCGUUAUUUAUUUAAUUAUUAAUUGUUGUCAGUUUGUAACUAGUGCAACAAGUGUUGAGGUGAUUAAUAAUAGAAAUGUUUAAGCCAUAAAUAAUUUUACCAGGGUUGCACCUGCGUCUAUAUGUAUAUGUUUGUAUGAAUGUAAACUAGAUAAAUUCCAAACUAAUAAAUAUCAGUGGCAAAUGGACAAUUUUAUUGUUAUUAAAUUCGAUAUAACAAACCAAAAGAGAUUAAAUGUAAACAAAAAAUUGAAAAAACUAACAUAUUAAAUGAAAACAAACAAGCGCAUAAAACAAAUAAAGCGCACUGAAACUCAAACUCAAA
Molecule: messenger RNA, 15831 nt
Organism: Zeugodacus cucurbitae (melon fly)
Lineage: Eukaryota; Metazoa; Arthropoda; Insecta; Diptera; Tephritidae
Molecular function (GO): calcium ion binding
Source: RefSeq, a predicted model, not a curated record